Molecule: messenger RNA, 1074 nt
Organism: Striga asiatica
Lineage: Eukaryota; Viridiplantae; Streptophyta; Magnoliopsida; Lamiales; Orobanchaceae
Source: the annotation of a GenBank genome assembly
AUGCAGCCAGCCUGGCACCAUGAAGGCAAUCCGCCACGCGGUGAACGGCGUGGCCCCGGCAACCUUGAUCAUAUGAAAAAGGAACGGCAUGAUGAGCUGUGUGAGCCCGCCCCCCAUGUCCCCCCACCCUGCAGCCACCGCAUUGACGGUCCCUAUAAUAGGCCCUGCGAACAUGACGCUGGUCCAGUAGCUGCACGACACAAACGUGGCCAGGGACACCCCGAUCAUGAACCGGACGGCCACGUAGCCGCCCGCGUCCGUGACCAGCGCCACGGAGAACACGACGGGGGCCACGAGGAGCGCGGGCCCACGAGGUCGCACGCGAAGCCCAUGACGAGGCGCGAGAAGAUGCUGCCCGAGACUGAGGCCACGCCGGCGGCCCCGACGUCCGAGCGGGAGAGGCCGAGGUUGUCGCGGAUGAUGGGGACGAGAGGGGCCGCGGCGAACGUGGAGACGAGGCAGGUGCAGAAGGAGAGCCACGCCAGGUGGAAGGAACGCAUGUGGGGGCCCGCGAAGGAGAAGAUCCUCAGGGUCUUGGCGCGGUGCUCCGAGUCUACUGGGAGAUCGAACUUGGGCUCUUCCGGGAUGGCGGAGAUCUCGAGGGCGUCCGCCAUUUUGUGGAUUUCUCUUAUGUGUUGGGGAGAAAUUAAUUCAGGUGUUGUGGCUGCUGCUAUACCCAAUAGAAGGGGCGGAUAUGGAUCUCGGGAAGGACCCAGAUCUGGUAUAGUGGCCACUGACGGUCGCUGCUCAGCUGAGGGGAUCCCUGUGAUGCUGUUUUCGAGAGGCGAGAUUGGGAUGACCGGCGAGGGCGUGUCCAAAAGCACAGUGACGGCGCCGGCGCCGUCGUUGAGGAGGAGGAGAUCGAAGGGAAGAUUGCUCCAAUUGUGUGGGCUGAAUUCGCAGCAACGGGGUUGCAGAGGAAUCGGGAUCGGGGCCAUGAACUGGGACCGGAUAAGAGGGAGGUCAGGCAGCUCGCCGCCAGAGGCGGCGGCGGUGGCGGCCCGCCGGCGAACAGCUAUGAGUCAGAAAUUUGGACUGAGAAAUGGUGGGGAAAUGGGGAAGAUGGGUUUUUAG